Molecule: messenger RNA, 1428 nt
Organism: Hirsutella rhossiliensis
Lineage: Eukaryota; Fungi; Ascomycota; Sordariomycetes; Hypocreales; Ophiocordycipitaceae
Product: centromere DNA-binding protein complex CBF3 subunit
Exons: 4
Coding region: 1-1428 (475 amino acids)
Molecular function (GO): DNA binding
Source: RefSeq, a predicted model, not a curated record
AUGCGCAGACGAUCCUCUCUGCGAUCCACGAGUCUCGGCCAAGGAAUACGACCUCGGCAGGAGAAGCUCCUCCUCUUCCUCGUCGAGGAGGUGGCCGGUCGGCCCUUGAAGGUCAGGAGCCGCAAGGCCGCCACUGAUACUCCGCAGGACGAGACCCGCCUGGCCUGGCGGUCGGUCCGAACUUAUGUCACCGCAAUCACGGAUCUUUACCGGACGCAGAAGGCCCUCGGAAUGAAUACGCACCCGUCGCCGCGCGAGGACAACGUACGAGAGUACCUCAAGUCCCUACAGCGCCGGGACGCCCAACGAGACAGGGAGAACUAUGCCGAUAAAGGCCGCGAUACUCUGCUCGAUGGUUACUCGGAGUCCGAGUUCGAACGAGUAUGCCACGAGCUGUGGGCCCACAGCGGCACAUCGCCCGAGUGUCAUUUUCGGACCCUCGUGGAUCUCCUCUUUGGCCAUUAUCUUCUCACCCGUGGCAGCGAUCGUCGGGCUGCAGAGAUCUCAGACCUAUUCACCUUUGAGUUUGCCGGGGAGGGCUCGACCCGGUGCAUGCCGCUCAUCUUUACGACACGAGCCGGCAAGCAGAACCAGCACGGCCGCCUCGAGACCGCCGGCGCGUAUCGGAAUAGGAACCCGCUAAUCUGCAUCUUGGGUGGCCUCUCGUUCUACCUCUUGUAUCGUUGGGAUCUCGGUAGUGAGCCGUUUCCCGAUUUCAGCAGGCGGUCCUCGUGGUACGGCAUCCGGCUAAUCAAGGGUAACGGCACCGGCCGGACGGCGGCUUUCUCGUACAACUCACAGCGCGAGUGGGUUGUCAAGGCCUUCGCCUACGCCGGCGUCACGUCGCAGAAGAAGACGCAUGUCGGCCGCAGCUCGGGGGCGAGGACGGCUGAACUAAAGGGGAUUAGCGAAGACCAGAUCCGUCGCGCGGGUCGUUGGAACCAGGAGCAGAUGGUCGGCUGUUACCUGAACUCGUUGCCUCGCAAGUUCAUGCGUACGAUGGCCGGGCACCCGCCGCAGGCCGGAUGCUUCGAGAUACGCCGUGCCGGCGUGACGCCGCCGGAGGUCCUGCUCGAUGAUCUGGCCCGAGCUGGACCGUUGGCGAGGCCGGUUCGGUCCCGGUACCGAGCAGGAGAACGACCUGGCAGCGAUGGCCCCGUUUGGAACCACCCGGUCUUCCGGCAUCCGGCCUACGCCCCGUUCGCGCACCAGCUAUCGGACUUCAUCCUUGAAGAGGAGCGUCCAAGCCAGCUUGCAGUCCUAGUCCAGGCGAUGCCGGUCCUCGCGGACUAUCUUAAAUCCAUCGACGCGCGGAACGAAGCAAGGACGAUCCAGCUUAAAACAGAGCUAAGCGAGCAGCUUCGAGCCACCGAAGAACGUCUUGCGCCGUGCCACGAGCCCGACGGCGACAGAUACGAUCACGGUUAA